This is a messenger RNA of Dinoponera quadriceps, 3098 nucleotides long. RefSeq names its product ras guanine nucleotide exchange factor P-like. Bases 26 to 1636 code for a protein of 536 amino acids. Gene Ontology annotation, molecular function: RNA polymerase II cis-regulatory region sequence-specific DNA binding; DNA-binding transcription factor activity, RNA polymerase II-specific. Lineage: Eukaryota; Metazoa; Arthropoda; Insecta; Hymenoptera; Formicidae. The record is from RefSeq and is a predicted model, not a curated record. The transcript has 4 exons. Gene Ontology annotation, biological process: regulation of transcription by RNA polymerase II.
CUCAGCGGCCGCGUUCGCCGGUUGGAUGGUGCCGCGAGGAUUAACCCUCGGCCGUACGACGACUCGGGAGCCGGAGCCGGAGCAGCUACGCUUUUACGACUCUCCGCCGCCGCCGCCACGGAUGGACGCGAGCGUGUGCUGUCUGCCCGCCGGUGCCGGCACGGGAGCGCAGCAUCCUCAUCCGGCGGCUCUUCAGGGUUUGCCGUCCGCCGGACACACGCCGACGAUACAGCCGCCGUAUCCACCGUACACGUCCGCGGAUCAGAUAGUGCCCGACCGGGCCCAGCCCGACGGCCUCCUCGGAUGCAGCGCGCAGGACGGCUGGCAGCAGAUCUCCUCGACGACGUCCACCGUCGCCGGGGCCGUCACCGCCACCACCACCGCGUACAUCGACUACUCGUGGCUGCAGAUGCAGACGUCGGACCUGGACACUUUGCUGUGCAGGCAGGAUCUCGACCGUCUACAGAAGCUGGACGAGGAUGAGUCGGAGAGGGAGGCGCGUGAGCAGUCGGUGCACAUGGAGGACUUCUUCGAGGUCGGCGGGCCGGUGUGCAGCCGGCCGCAGGCGAGCUUCGUCUCCGCCAGGAGUCAGCCGGCCGGCAACGACGACGACGUCUUCCUCAGACCGCCGCUCUGGGAGGACAUCACGUCGAGCAUUCAGAAGCUGGACCCGGAGAACGCGGACAUGCUCGGCUCGCAGCCGCACGUCAAGCUGGAAACGGACGACGUGACGCCGCCGCCGGUGCUGUCCCCGGUGGAGAUCAAGACGGAGCCGUUGCCGCCCCAGCCGACCCUGCACCUUCUCGAGGGGCCCGCCGCGAAUCCCGCCGCGCAGAGCGCCUUCCCGACCGGCCACCCCAACCCGCCGAGCGUCCAGCACGUGGUGCAUCAUCGGACGUCGACGACGCUCUUCAAGAGCUACCCCAACAAUAAUAACAAUAACAACAACAACAAUAACAACAAUAACAACAACAACAACAACAGCGGCAGCAACGCGAGCGUGAACGGCAGUAGUGCGAACGGGAACAGCAACGGCAGCGUCAACGACAAUGUCGGCAGCAACAACGGCGGCGGCAACAGUGAUUCGACGACGAGUCAUCACGGCGGCGGCGGCGGCCAUCAGGCGAGCGGCAACGCGACGUCGCCGCUCUACGGCUCGAUGACGAGGCUGAUGUAUAUUUCGCCGCUGACGCCACCGAUCUCCGACCCGGGCUCGCCUAUCGGCGCCGGUCCACCCAGGCGGACGCCGCCACCCCCGUAUCCGCAGCCGCCGAUCCUGAAUCCGGCCCACCGGAUCCAGCCGCCGUCGAUGGCGGCCAAGUUCAACAGGCGGAACAACCCGGAACUGGAGAAGCGCCGGGUGCACCACUGCGACUUCAUAGGUUGUACGAAAGUCUACACGAAGAGCUCGCACCUGAAGGCUCACCAGCGGAUACACACCGGCGAGAAACCGUAUCAGUGUCAAUGGGCGGAAUGCGAGUGGCGAUUCGCCAGGAGCGACGAAUUGACGCGGCACUACCGCAAACACACCGGGGCUAAGCCCUUUAAAUGCGCGGUCUGCGAGCGCUCCUUCGCCAGGAGUGAUCAUCUCGCGCUGCACAUGAAGCGACACCUCCCGAAGCAGCACACCAAGUGAGGAGAGUGAAAGACGGGAAGAAAGAGAGAGAGAGAGAGAGAGAGCGCUCUCCUCUAUGUGUCCCGUUCGUUCGUCCUUAACUACCUGCGUUGGACGUCUUGUCUUCGUCAUUCAGCUUCGAGGCGCGGUACUUACCGACGGAGAUCCGUCAGUUUGGAGAACACACCGAGAAUGCCCGGAUAAUGGAAUUACUAAAGUAACUCCCUUAAAAAGUAAUGAUGAUAAUAAUAAUACUCGACGAUUAAAUCGUUGGACAAUUUCGUCGAGUGAUCGCCACGACGGAGAAUCGAAGUGAUUGUUUCUCCCUCUUUCUCUCUCGGGGUAUAAUUUCGAAAGAAGGUACGAAUGAAAGGUUUCUUGGAAGGUUCGGGGAAGGAGAAACGGAAGAGAAUAGGACUCUCAGAUGUAUAGGUCGAGGAAUAAUAUAAGACGAGCCGAUUAGAGCCAAGAAAAUAUUUUUUCACAAUUGUUUAUUUCCUUUCAUUACUUGACUAGUGACACACCAGGUGUAAUUUUCGUUGAUUAAACAUGAUUAAAUGUUCUUUAGGAUUCGAGGAGCAAAGAGGAACGCGAGAAAUUUCACUUCACUUUCGCUUCGAUCCCAGUUGUCGAAAAUGACGGACGUCUCGGACGUUCCCGGGGUGAACAACGGAAGCUCGAGAAAGACAGAGGUCACGUCAGGUUCAUUUCUGCUCGCGUUCGAAUUCGCUUCCUCGAUAUUCCCGGCGAUUUUCCCGGCGUGUAAGAUUUCGUUCGAGUUUCCGGUCGGACUCGCGAUCAUCGAUCGGUCCCGAUUUAUCGGCACGAUGUAUUAGCGGGGAGCAUCGAUCAAGCGAACAACACCGUCUUUACUCGAUGGCUUCGGUUACGCUCACCGUCAGCGUUAAGCGGUUAUGAUGAAACACAUCCUCGGUGUGGGUGGUGCUCCGCGAGGAAAUAUUUCGUCAUACACGCGCUAUACGCUCACGGACGAUCGCGAGGCAGAGAGAAAGAGAGAGAGAGGGAUUACGAUCUCCGUUCAAUAAGUAUCGUUCGUACUUCACGUCCAGAGAUGGAUCCGAGCCGUCGGGUCGACGGGAGAAGUGAAGCUAAUACUCGUGGAAACGUGGAGCGUGGUAUCGUUCGUUUCAAAAUUUCGCAUCAGCAGUCUCCCGCUUUUCCGCUGAAAUAUCUUCCCGCGACAGGGGGGAAAAAAGGUCUCGUUCAGAUUUAGCAUUUCUAUUUAUUUGAACUAAAAACAAUUACUGUUUUCGUAGAGACAACACAUAUACGAGGUAUUAUUUGUUUGAGUUGAAAAAUUUAUUAUUGUCUCAUUCGAGAGAACUCGAUUAUUUGACGAAGAAAGAACGCUAUUAUUUGACAUAAUAUCUCUCAACUGAAUAGAGUAUCAUUUUGAUUACGACGAAUAUGUGAGAUGAAGCAAAUAAUUUCUUUGCGAAGAAAAUUACUUUUCGUUUCGAAU